Molecule: messenger RNA, 3228 nt
Organism: Pocillopora verrucosa
Lineage: Eukaryota; Metazoa; Cnidaria; Anthozoa; Scleractinia; Pocilloporidae
Source: RefSeq, a predicted model, not a curated record
UGAUGUGGAUGAAAAAGUGUUAGCUGAUGCCAUUAAGAUGACAAAUAUUGCUGUCAACCUGUGUUUGUCAAACAAGUUCCUUCAAGCACAAGCUAAACUGGAACCAUGGAUAAAUGAAAGCAUGUACCAUGCUCUUGGUUACAGCACCAUCAUGUAUCUCCAGGCUAUGAUGACAUUUGAACCUCAAGCUAUACAGCAAGCAAGUAACAGCAAUAAACUUGCUUUAGAUGUGUGUGAAAGAUACAGAAGGAAACACACAUGGACAGAAUCAUUUACUAGCUGGAUUUGGAAUCCAUCCUAUGAUAAUUUAACAGAAGUGGAAAGACAUGCUGAGCUGUGCUAUGCCGAGUGUUUAUUUAUGAGGGCAUUACUCACAUUUAUACAGGAUGAAAAUCUGGUCAGCUUCAUUCGCGGAGCUCUAAAAAUCAGAAGUGCUUAUCAGACUUACAAGACUUGCCUGGACAUGGUUGCCCAUCAGCCAUCAUCUCUUCAGCAUUCACCACAAAGAAAGGACUUUGAAGGAGGAGUUCACCUUGGCAUUGGAGGAUUUAAUUUGAUGUUGUCCCUACUUCCUGCAAAGAUAAUCAAGUUGUUAGAGUGGGUUGGUUUUUCAGGAGGCAAGUUUUUAGGUCUGGAUCACUUAGACCAAGGAUGCAGAGACCAGAACUUAAGAUCGCCCAUGUGUGCCAUGGUUCUGCUCGCCUAUCACAGUGUAAUAACUUAUUACCUUGGAAACGGCGAGGGAGACGUCAUGUACGCCGAGAAAAUUCUCCAGCCACAUCUGAAGGCAUUUCCGAAGGGAGCGAUAUUCUUGUACUACGCUGGUCGUAUAAAACAAGUUCAAGGAAAGUUGGAUGAGGCCACCAAAAGCUAUAACGACUCAAUAGCAGUACAGUCUGAAUGGAAACAGUUCCAUCAUAUCUGUUACUGGGAGUUGAUGUGGUGUUAUUCGUAUGAGGGGGACUGGGCCACAGCGUACCACCAUGCAAGUGUUCUUUUGAAGGAAAGCCGCUGGUCACGGACAUCCUACAUGUAUCUUAAAGCUUGCUUCAGAGUUAUGGCGAGAAUCACAAACCUGGAGCUCGCGAGAGAAGACGAUCAGGGUGAAAAGGACACUGAGGAGUAUCUUUUCAGGCGACUUCCGGAAUACAAGCAGCGUAUCGCUGGAAAGUCCGUUCCGUUUGAGAAAUUUUCCAUUCACAAAGCUAACAAGUACCUGGAACAAGGCAACCAUUUAUUUCUUCCUGGAAUGGAACUUAUAUUGCUCUGGAAUGGCUUCAAAGUUCUUCAUCGCAGGCCGGACUUAGUGGAGCCAAUGUUGAAACUUGUCCAAACGUCGCUGGUAGAGUUAGAAGAAACUAAAGGUAAAAAUACAAAUUACAUGGAUGAUUUGUGUCUUGGAUACCUGCUUCAGGGAAUGUGUUACCGUUGUGUGAACAAACCGAAAGAAGCAAUGGAGAGCCUCCUUAAUGCGGUAAACAGAUCAAAGGACCUAGUUAAGGAUUUCUACUUGGCUCCUUUCGCAUGCGCAGAAGUUGGCUUUCUGUACCUAGAGGAGGGAGAUCUGGAUCAAGCCAAAGAAUACCUCAAUAAAACAAGGAAAGACUACGAAAACCAUUUGUUACAAAGCAGACUUCACUUCAGAAUCCACUCAGCGCUUCAAGAAAUCAAACACAGACGCAAGCAGGCGAAAGAAGCAGCUAAAAUGGAAAAAAAGCAAUCCAAACGCUCCAAGAAUGGUGUCACUAACAAUAAUUCCUCAAUAGACGAGGAUUCUAUCAGCAUCUCUCUCGGUGGAUCCGAGAGUCUCUCGCGCCAGGACUCCAACUCGUCCUUUGAGACAGCUCCUGAAUAUUCAUCGGAAGAUGACAGGGACCUGGGAGACAUGGAACGGGAUAGCAGUCCUAAAGAGAAUGUUGUUUUGGAAACCACAGUGUGAAAAUUUUCCGUCUCUUUAAGUUAUUUAAAUUUCCUUUAGUAUCUUUUACGUGGUGUUACAGGAUGAUAAAAAGCCUCGGUAAUAAAUUUAUUAGUUGUUAAAAAACCUAGAUAGAGCCAUGCCAAGUCCACUCCAAUGAAGCCAAUGAAGUGAUAUUUUGUUUUCUAAAGGUGUUAUUUCUUUUUUUUUUUUUUUUUUUUUUUUUUGUUUUUGUUUGUUUCCCUUCACCAGAGCUUCAUUUUCGUGGACAUUAACGGAGUCUAGUUCCCUAAUUUUAUAUACGUUUUUUUUUCUAACAAGGCUGUAUUUUUUUUCUGUGUAUGUUAGUGUUAAGUGAGGAAAGCCGUUUCUUCGACAAGCCGAGUUGAUUAUUACAUUAGACACAGCAUUUUGUUUACUUUGGGGUUAGGGGUAGCCUCUGUAGCGAGUAAAAAAUAAGUAAUUUUUUGUGACUCGUGAUCUUCACGAGCGCUUUUAACAAAAUGAGUUUGUCAGGGGAGGCGGGGCUCGGGUUGAUAAUUUGAAGGAAUGUGUCAACGGAUCUUCACGAGAAGCUAAUAGAGGAAAGCUCAAUCCGAAGAGUAAAAUGUCCCUGCAAAGAUCAUCUCGCGUGGCGUUAUAUUAUCGAGAUAUGACUCGGUCUUUGGCCAAUGAGAUCGUUUGCAUCAUUUCUAUAAUCACGUGAGCAAUGAUCUCGCUCUUUUAAUUUCAAUUUACAAAGGGAAGUAGUUUGGUGUGUAUAAUUUCCCUCAGAAGUCUAAAGUUAAACUCCUCAAAUAGUUGGGAAUUUGAACGAAUUAUAGAUUUUAUUUAUUCUGUCCGUUCUUAUAUUUGCAUUGCUUCUAACCGAAAUAUUCAUUUUAGAUUUAUUUAUUUUUAAGCCAGAGAUAUUCUAAAUUAACAACAAGAAAAAUAAAACUCUAUCUGUACAUACGUCGCGUGAAGCGAAAUUGUGUUAUUACAAUCACCCACUGUGGUGAAAUCAGGAAAGCUUUAAUCUUUCAUCGAGCAGUUUUUUAGUCAGUUACGUCAUAUUUUUGUGUGCUUGCAGACUUAUUUUCCACCGAGUAAUUUUAAGAUUUUAGGGUUAAAAUGAAUGCUUCGAGAUGAAGGAAAUUUCUGAUUUUUCCAACGCGCGCAGCGGAAAAUAAAACCAAGGAACUGUGGAUUAACUUACUUUACAUCGUUCUUAGAAAGUUUUAGAUCUGGCUUAUUUAGAUAGGAAAAGUUUGUAUCACAUUUGCUUAGAGUUUAUAGGAAUAAAAGGAAAAAGCUUUCUUGUUGUUAUA